This is a messenger RNA of Habropoda laboriosa, 342 nucleotides long. RefSeq names its product prostatic spermine-binding protein-like. The record is from RefSeq and is a predicted model, not a curated record. NCBI's taxonomy places the organism in Eukaryota, Metazoa, Arthropoda, Insecta, Hymenoptera, Apidae. Bases 1 to 342 code for a protein of 113 amino acids. The transcript has a single exon.
AUGCAGGCUGAUUAUGCCACUGGCAACAGUAACAAACACGAAGACGUUGAUAACCACAAUAACGAUGACGAUGUUGACGGGGGCUGUAACGAAAACGAUGUCGUUGACGGUGACAAUGGAGAACGGAACGAUGACAGCAGUGACGGCGUCGACGACAACGGCGUUGGCACCAGCAACGAUGACGACGACCACGACGAUAACAGAGGCGGUGAAGAUGGUAGGUGCAGUGGUAACGAUAUCGGCGACGGUAAAAACAACAGUGACGACGACGACGACGGCGGCGACGACGGCGUCGACGUAAGCCUCAUCGAGAAUCUCUCAAGCAUUAGGCGCACCUCGUGA